This is a messenger RNA of Penicillium griseofulvum, 1110 nucleotides long. RefSeq names its product phospholipase D regulator. The transcript is spliced from 3 exons. Gene Ontology annotation, biological process: positive regulation of catalytic activity. The coding region runs from base 1 to 1110 and encodes 369 amino acids. The record is from RefSeq and is a predicted model, not a curated record. Gene Ontology annotation, cellular component: fungal-type vacuole; cell periphery. NCBI's taxonomy places the organism in Eukaryota, Fungi, Ascomycota, Eurotiomycetes, Eurotiales, Aspergillaceae.
AUGGACAGCUCCAAAGAUAGUGCUACAGGGCCAGUCUUCAAUGAGAAGACAGAGAAGAUCCAGACCAUCCCGGAGUCAUCACUACCAGGCCAGCUUAGCGUCGAUACCCAAUCUGCUGUUCGCAAUAAAACCUCCGAUUCAACACUUUCACGUACAGACGGCCAGAUACACGAAGAAAUCGCGUACUCCCAACAAUCCGCACUCCGAUCCCUACCUGCCUGGAUUCGUUCGGUCGAUGAGCCCGAAGAGGACGGAGAUGAAGCUAAGGCAACCGAUCGCUUACUACCAUCCCAACCAAAUGGCGCAUUUGUCGCUCAGCACAAUCACUCGCCCUACGCAUCGUCCAAGACCCAACCUACUCACGCGACAACUAAUGGCCUGUUCGAGGAUGACUCGCCAUUUGUCAACCGUGAAUCGCGAUGGAUGUCAUUCUCACGAACCAUCCAAUACCCCCGAGAGCCCGGUAGAGAGCAACAACAAGUGACACCAGAAUGGUUGAAUGAGAAUCACGGUGAUUACUUACAACCAUGGCGAGGAAAGCAUUUGGAGGGCGAUAGUCCGGAGUAUCCACUACACAGUGGGGACCGAAGGGAUAUCUGGGUCAAGCGUUUCAAGAAGACGCUUCUGCGAAGCCCGAUGAUACCGAUGAUCCUUAGAACGACUGUUUGGUGCUUCUCACUCUCUGCACUUGCUCUGGGUGGGUCGAUCCAGCACAUGGCCAAUCAAGGGCAUCGUUCUCAAGGCCCAUCUGCAUUGAUGGCAAUCAUAGUUGAUGCAGUCGCCUUGGUUUACCUCUUAUACAUCACAUUCGAUGAAUACACGUCUAAGCCUUUGGGUUUGCGCUCUGCCUCGGCUAAAGCGCGUCUCCUCCUUUUGGAUAUCUUCUUUAUCGUCUUCGAUUCCGCCAAUCUGAGUUUGGCCUUCUUUUCGCUCACCGAGGUGACUGGAUCCUGCACCGAAGCGGAGGUCAACCAACAGAUCAAUCCUCAGAAUGAUGCUAUAUGCGUACGACAAAAAGCACUUGCUUCCGUGUUGCUGGUUGCGCUUUUGGCUUGGCUCAUGACAUUUUCGAUUAGUGUUCUCAGGCUUGUCGAAAGAGUUACACAGUGA